Cervus elaphus (red deer) is the source of this 4167-nucleotide messenger RNA. It is a transcript of the gene SLC16A10, whose product is annotated as solute carrier family 16 member 10. Gene Ontology annotation, biological process: transmembrane transport. The transcript is spliced from 6 exons. Bases 194 to 1768 code for a protein of 524 amino acids. Lineage: Eukaryota; Metazoa; Chordata; Mammalia; Artiodactyla; Cervidae. Gene Ontology annotation, molecular function: monocarboxylic acid transmembrane transporter activity. The record is from RefSeq and is a predicted model, not a curated record.
CUCCUGCUGAGUCCGGGUGCGGGGCUGUGGACCCGGAGGUUCGAGUGUGGGCCCGCCGCCCGCCCACGGGGGGCUCCACCACCUUCGCCUCGGCCUCGCUAGCCCGCCAGCCCAACUCGGCGGCUCCUCCGCGAGCCCGCCGGGAACUCGCGCCCCUCGCGCUCCCCGGCGCCCGAGGGGGCCGCUCCGGGCCAUGGUGCCCUCCCAGGAGGAGCCCGCCGCCGCGCGGGGGACAAGCGAGGCGCAGCCGCUGGGCUCCGCGCCUCCGGGGGCCGCUCCGCUGCCCGGCGCGGGACCCUUAGACGGCCCGGAGGCGGCGGCGGCCGAGAAGGUGGAAGUAGAGCUGGGUGGGUCGGUGGGCGCCGAGCCCCUUGAACCCCCUGAGGGCGGCUGGGGUUGGUUGGUGAUGCUAGCAGCCAUGUGGUGCAACGGGUCGGUGUUCGGCAUCCAGAACUCCUGCGGGUUGCUCUUCGUGUCCAUGCUGAACACCUUCGGGUCCAAGGACGAUGACAAUAUGGUCUUCAAGACAGCAUGGGUUGGUUCUAUCUCCAUGGGGAUGAUUUUCUUCUGCUGCCCGAUCGUCAGCGUCUUCACAGACAUGUUUGGUUGUCGGAAAACAGCUGUCAUGGGCGCUGCUGUUGGAUUUGCUGGACUCUUAUCAAGUUCGUUUGUAAGCUCCAUUGAGCCUCUGUACCUGACCUACGGAAUCAUAUUUGCCUGUGGCUGUUCCUUCGCCUACCAGCCUUCCUUGGUCAUUUUGGGACACUAUUUCAAGAAGCGCCUUGGACUGGUGAACGGCAUCGUCACCGCUGGCAGCAGCAUCUUCACAAUCUUGCUGCCUUUCCUUUUGCGGGUUCUGAUCGACAGCGUGGGCCUCUUCCACACCCUCAGGGUCCUGUGCAUCUUCAUAUUUGUUCUCUUUCUGGCUGGCUUCACUUACCGACCUCUUGCUUCCAGUGCCAAAGAUAAAGAUGAUACAGCCAAAGGAGGCCACAGACUCUCCCUCUUUUCCAGGAGAAAGUUCAAUCCUCCAAAAAAAAUGUUCAAUUUUGCCAUCUUCAAGGUGACAGCAUACGCAGUGUGGGCCGUUGGAAUACCUCUUGCACUUUUCGGCUACUUUGUACCUUAUGUUCACUUGUGUGGCUUCUUUCUCUUUGGUCUACAGAUGAAACAUGUGAAUGAAAGGUUUGAAGAUGAGAAAAAUAAAGAGGUGGUUCUCACGUGCAUCGGCAUCACUUCAGGAGUCGGACGGCUGUUCUUCGGCCGGAUCGCGGAUUACGUGCCUGGUGUGAAGAAAAUUUAUCUCCAGGUCCUGUCCUUUCUCUUCAUUGGUCUGAUGUCCAUGAUGAUUCCCCUGUGCAGCGUCUUUGGGACCCUCAUUGCUGUAUGCCUCGUCAUGGGUCUCUUCGAUGGAUGCUUCAUUUCCAUUAUGGCCCCCAUUGCCUUUGAGUUGGUUGGUGCCCAGGAUGUCUCCCAAGCAAUUGGAUUUCUGCUCGGAUUCAUGUCUAUACCCAUGACUGUGGGCCCACCCAUCGCAGGGUUAUUCCAUGACAAGCUGGGCUCCUAUGAUGUGGCAUUCUACCUCGCUGGAAUCCCGCCCCUUAUUGGAGGUGCUGUCCUUUGUUUUAUCCCAUGGGUCCACAGUAAGAAGCAAAAGGAGGUCACUAAAGCCACUGGAGGAGAAAAGGUGGAGAAAAUGCUGGAGAACCAGAACUCUGUGUCAAGCUCAGCUGCAGUCUUUAAGAAGGAAUCUGACUCUGUUAUUUAAUGUCUUAUAUACCUCCACCAGACUGGACUUGCUUUCAGAAACUGAAGCAAGUUUUUCCUUUUAUAUAUGAAUUGCAAAUUUCUUAUUUUUUUAAUCACAUCCUAGGAGUAGCACAAUAAUUGGGAAGUAGAACCCUCAUUACUACGAGAACCAUUCGCUGCCACUGAACAGCUAGCUGUCUGAUAUUUCCGUGAGUCUGAGGGCGGAGACUCAGAUUCAGUUUUCAUGUACGAGAAAACCUGUCUGAAAGUCAACUAUCAUGAGAAUGUGAGGCUAUCUCAGUAAAAAAGCAGCUUCGGAAACUGUGAAUGCUCUUUAGCUUGUACAAAUACUUAAAAAUACCUCAAGCUAUACUGAAAGGGUUGUGGUUUGAUUAGGACUGGAAAUGUUAUUUGUUGUCUCACAUUGGUGUUUUUAGUUUUGGUAUCUCUGUUUUAAUUUCUUCUGCUACUUGGAAACUUCUUACAAAAUUUAAGCCUGGAUUCUAGUAUCAUAUCGACUUAGAUUUCAAGCCAAUGUAAAAAUUGUUUGCCUGCUGUUAAAUAAGCUAUGAAAGUAAGUUAUUCUGACUUGCUCCCGUGUCAAGGGACCUUCUUGGAGCAGGGGCUGACAAGGUAUUCAGAAUCAAUCAAUAUGUGAGAUGAACAGGAUACUGUUCAUAAGGGCAAAACAGUUCAGAAAUCAGACAUUUCUUCCAUUUACGUUUUCUCCCUUUGGAUUUGCAGUGUGUUUUACUCAGGUUGCCAGAAACACCCCAGAUUUCUGAAUGUUUAAGUUGUAACAGUAAAAUAGAAUGACUGAAAGAUAUUUUAGCAUUUUUAGCUUAGAUUUUUUUCUGACUUCUGAAUUUGUUGCACUAGGACCUGAUAUUUAAACAAGCAUAUUAUCAAGUUGCAGUUUUAGGCAUAAAUGGGAAAAAAAAGUAUUUGUGAAGAAAAUAUCUAUUUCUGAUAGGAAGAAUUGCUUAAGUUGGUAAAACUUUCUGGCAAAAAUUUGCAUUCAUAUAUAUUUAUCCUAGUGUGUUCCCCUUUAACACUGCCUGUAUUUUUCUAUUUAUAUAUAAAUAUAAGAAAGCAAUUAAAGUUUUAAAGAUUUAAAGUUAAAACCAAAGUCAUGACAUGACCUAUACUCAACUAAAAGAAAGAAACAGGAAUGGGUCCCUCAUCCUGAAAUUAUAUUUUAGUAUGUUUGUUUCUUAUUUAGGUCUUUAAAAGUUAAUAAUACGCAAACUCAUAUUUAAACCCCCAAUACGCAUGUGUAUUAGAUCCUCCUCAAAUGUGGCUCAUUCACCUGGGCAGGUGCAUGUUUUUUAUAAAACUCCUUCAGGACCCACCUGUUCUUAAAUCCUUUGUGCUGAGAGAAAUGCAGUCUCCCUGCUUUUCUGUUCAGCUUGGAUGGUUCGUGAAGGGCAAAGUCCUUCCAUUCCUGUCUCAAGCUGAGGAUGGAGAUGCCGGUAAAACAUAUGGAUUUCUGUUGUUGUUGGGGGAGGAGGGCACUCAGGAGGAAGAGCAAAGUGAGGCUGAUAAGUAAACAACUAGGAAACCCACUAACUUUUUCAGUAUCAGCUUUCUCAACCUGCAACCUUGAAGGUUCAGUAUAAACACUAAAUAUGGAAUUUAUUUAUAAUAGAGCUUUAAACAAUUUUGCUCUGAGAGACAUUCAGAUUCAUUCAGCUUACUACGUGAUACACACAGCUGCAGCCUACUACUUCCAAUACUUCCGUAUUUCAUAUACAAACAGCCAGGGACAAUCAUCAAACCUGCCACUAUAAAAUACUUAUUUUUUUCUAUAGUUUCAGCACAAAUUCCUGACUACCCCGUGAUUUUACAGAAAGAACAGAUCUGAAAAACUUACUCUGUAAAGACCUUCAGAAUGUUUUUCCUUUCAUUAUUUGGCUGAUAUUAGGGGAAAAAAGUAAUUACCUGAAACUCAGACUUGAUCUUGUUUAUUUUCCAUAAUAAAAGAGCAACGUGACAAGUAGAAUAUAACUUAGAUCUCAGACUACUGUGUUUGUGUAUAAUAUUACAUAUAUGUAGUUUUCAGUCCAAUGGAAUGAAUCAAACAGAUCUAUAACACUGAGAAGGCUCCACUAAAACAGACUCUUACGGACAGUGCUGUGCUGUAGUGAUAUAAAGUUAAAAGUAUAGAAGAUAAGAUGCUGAAUUACAUAAAAUGCAUAUUUAGUAAUACGUUGUUUGGUACAAAAAGCUCUAAAAGUCUAAAAUAUACAACCUAAGAAAAAAUACCAGUAUUAACAAAGAUUUGUUUUAGACCAAGGAAUGUUACUUUAAUCUUUCAAACUAAGGCCUAAUUUCUAAAGACUGUUACUUAAUUGCAGUAAAGUGACCUGAUGGACAUACAUUUUGUUGUUGUUGUUGUUUAAUCCAAGACACUUUUUU